CCGUAGGACCACCCUACACAUUAAAUUCAGGAAUGGUGAUGCGUCCUUCCUCCACAAACUUAUUGUAAAUUUGUAGUAAUAGUGACGCAAUACACCACAAAAAAAAAAAAAAAAAAUCACUCUCCCCCUCUCUUUCGUUAGUCAAAAUCCACACACAAAAAAACGCACUAAAACAUUUACACCAACACAUUCCCCCAUUAACCAAAGCCCCCCCUCAUAAAGGGAGUAGAAAUAAAUAAAAGCACCAAUUCCACCUUUUGUUAAUUGCCCCCUGCACCUCAUCAUCAUGAUCCACCACCACCACCACCAUCAUAUAGCUCCUGCUCCCUCACCGGUGCCGUCACACCUGAAUGAUUCUCAAAAAGCUCCUUCACCUUCAUUGAAUCAUCCGUUUCAUCAUUCAUCCACAUUUCAACCUGCAACCACUUCAUCAACAUCCACGUCAGCAUCAGAUUUAUCAACUACUCCACCGCCGGCUAAGUUACCGGUUGAUUUCAGUCCUCCUUUGAUUGCGAUGGUUGUUAUUAUUGCUACUGCUUUUGUUAUCAUUACUUACUCGCGGCUACUCUCUCGCCAUCUGCUCCGUUUACACGGCCGUUAUAGACUGUGGCGCCGCCGUCGCCGACGUUACGUUCCCUCGUCAUCUGCGGGUGAUAUUGAGUCGCCUCCGUAUCCGUUUGAUCCGACUGGUGCUUUCCAUGUGUUAUCUCCUUACGGAUUGGAUGAUUCAGUGAUCAAAACGAUUCCUCUUUCUGUCUACACUCGGAAAAGCGGCGUUCAUGAUUGUGCGGUUUGCUUACUGGAAUUCGAAGAGAACGACUAUAUGCGUACUCUUCCGGUUUGUUCACAUGCCUUUCAUGUGGACUGUAUUGAUAUAUGGCUUAAAUCACACGCGAAUUGCCCUUUGUGUCGUGCUGGAAUAUUCCGUCCAGAGUCGCCGUUUACUCCGUUGAUGGCAGCAAGGAUUCGCCCAAGUUUCGAUGAUAUGAUGUUGGAGAGCACAAUUCUAGAGCCUUUGGAUGAAAUUCAGCCAGAAUCCGAUACAACGACGGUGUCAGAGAUCACACAGGAACCGUCGCCAAGGAGGAACAUCCAAUCAGAGGAGAGAUUUAACAGACGUGAUAUUUUUCUAAAACGUUCUUACUCCUUCGGAUUCGAGAGGAAUUUGGGAUCAGAGAGAUUAAUGCUCGAACCAGCAACAGCUUCACCAUGGCGGUACCGCAGAGCAAUAGGAUCGGGAAGCUUCUGGAGCAAAAGGCCUUCACCGUUCAGCUCUUUAACAAAGCCAAGAGUAUUCUCCUUCCGCUAUUACAGAGGGAUGAAAUCACCCUUCUUCCGGCGAACUAGAGGUGGAUUUUUCCCUUUAUCGGAAUCAAGCGCGAGAUACAGUACCGGCGGAGGUGGAAGCUCGUCAAGAAGAAGCAAAUCAUUCGCAAGUCCGAUGUUCAUGAGAACAUCGGGGGUUGGUGGUGGUGGAGGUGUAUACUCAUCUAGCCGUCUUAGGAGCGGUGAUCCAGAAGCCUUACUGUCACCGGACAGAUAUCACAGACGGUGAAGAUGGAUGAACAGGUGAUUUUUGGGGAAACGACAACCGUCCGAUCAAUGAUAGUUAUGGCGGACGAUGACCGAGGAGGCGCGCGGGGUGAUGGGGUCAGUGACAUUAAUGGUUGGGGGAGAGUUACAUUGGGAAGAAGAAGAGGAAAUUAAUGCGAUGCCUGCUGGUCUGUGGAGGUCAUUUAAUACAGAGAGAGAGGGGGGCUAUUGGUUAAGUGUUGAAAUAGUGAGAUAAAGAAAAAGCAAAUGCGUGCAUUUAUUGGGAAAUUUUGACUAUUAGUAUUUUCGAAGAGUUACUAUUGGAGCUUAUCCAAAAAAAGGUUACUCACGGAAUGGACCUAAUUAAACUUAACUUUUUUCCAUUGGAUGAUACUGCAGCAAGCACUUUUGUUUUUUAAUUUGAUACAUGAUAAAUUCAAGAUUUAAGUUGGCAGUACAAAAAUAGAAUUUUGGUUUAUUCAUUGUUUUGUUGCUAACCCGUUUUCCAUGCGUCAGUCAAGUGCUUAGUGAAUUUUAUGGGUUGCGUAAAUUUGAAUCUUUUAGAUGAAGAUGACAUGUGGUAGGCAAAAUGCAGUAAGAAAAUAAAGAGAUGACA
Solanum lycopersicum (tomato) is the source of this 2149-nucleotide messenger RNA. RefSeq names its product RING-H2 finger protein ATL65. Gene Ontology annotation, biological process: protein ubiquitination. NCBI's taxonomy places the organism in Eukaryota, Viridiplantae, Streptophyta, Magnoliopsida, Solanales, Solanaceae. Gene Ontology annotation, molecular function: transferase activity. The record is from RefSeq and is a predicted model, not a curated record.